Molecule: messenger RNA, 800 nt
Organism: Brassica oleracea var. oleracea
Lineage: Eukaryota; Viridiplantae; Streptophyta; Magnoliopsida; Brassicales; Brassicaceae
Product: 60S ribosomal protein L11-2
Exons: 5
Coding region: 90-638 (182 amino acids)
Biological process (GO): translation
Cellular component (GO): ribosome; cytosolic large ribosomal subunit
Molecular function (GO): RNA binding; structural constituent of ribosome
Source: RefSeq, a predicted model, not a curated record
CCUAAAGCGUCUCUCAUAUAAUUACCAGACUUCGCGGCCGUCACUGCCACUCCUCUUAGCCCAUCUCCCUCGAGUCUUUAAUCCCAAAGAUGGCGUCAGAGAAGAAGCUCUCGAACCCUAUGAGGGACAUCAAGGUCCAGAAGCUCGUUCUCAACAUCUCUGUUGGUGAGAGUGGUGAUCGUCUCACUCGUGCCUCCAAGGUGUUGGAACAGCUCAGUGGUCAAACCCCUGUCUUCUCCAAGGCGAGGUACACUGUGAGGUCUUUCGGAAUCAGGCGUAACGAGAAGAUUGCUUGCUACGUCACCGUGAGGGGAGACAAGGCCAUGCAGCUUCUUGAGAGUGGAUUGAAAGUGAAGGAGUACGAGCUCCUGAGGAGGAACUUCAGUGACACUGGCUGCUUUGGGUUCGGUAUCCAGGAGCACAUUGAUCUUGGAAUCAAGUACGAUCCUUCCACUGGUAUCUAUGGAAUGGACUUCUAUGUUGUUCUUGAACGUCCUGGAUACCGUGUUGCUCGUCGCCGUAGGUGCAAGACUCGCGUUGGGAUUCAACAUAGAGUUACAAAGGAUGAUGCCAUGAAGUGGUUCCAAGUUAAGUAUGAAGGUGUUAUCCUCAACAAGUCCCAGAACAUCACUGGUUAAAGAGUUUGUUUCUAGUUUGUUUUGUGGUGUUAGCUCUGUCUCAGAACAUCGCGUUGGGAUCUCUUGUUUUUUGUAUCUUUUUUUAACUUCAGUUGGUUUAGAAUCUGAGUACCCUCGAGAUAUCAACAAUUUUUGGAGGUUAUCUUUAUCAAUUUUAAACAA